This is a messenger RNA of Capronia coronata CBS 617.96, 2418 nucleotides long. Its product is annotated as elongation factor G, mitochondrial. Gene Ontology annotation, biological process: mitochondrial translational elongation. The coding region runs from base 1 to 2418 and encodes 805 amino acids. The record is from RefSeq and is a predicted model, not a curated record. Gene Ontology annotation, molecular function: GTP binding; GTPase activity; translation elongation factor activity. NCBI's taxonomy places the organism in Eukaryota, Fungi, Ascomycota, Eurotiomycetes, Chaetothyriales, Herpotrichiellaceae. The transcript is spliced from 3 exons. Gene Ontology annotation, cellular component: mitochondrion.
AUGAGUGUCUCGAAUGCUGUGCGAGGGCCCUCCAGGCUGCUCGGAAGUCUUUCACGAGCGCCUCAGUCUCUCGUUGCUCGACAAUGGGUUUGUCGACGGUGUGCCUCCACUGCGGCUCUGCAGACAUUCUCCGCAGGCGUGAAGAACCAAGCUACCCAACGGCCGCUCGACCGACGGUGGUGGCAGCAACAGCGACGGGGCGCGGCAGGAGCAGCAGCAGCUAUGCUUGAAGAGGCUCAAGAGGAUUCUGAUGCACUGUCUCAAGAGACCAUCAUCGACAAUCUUUCUCCAGAGGAGGCUUAUCGUCUAUCAAAAGUCAGGAAUAUUGGAAUAGCAGCGCACAUUGACUCCGGCAAGACGACCGCUACCGAACGAGUUCUAUACUAUACAGGGCGCAUAAAAGCAAUUCAUGAGGUCCGUGGCAAAGACGCUGUUGGUGCGAAAAUGGAUUCGAUGGAUCUGGAAAGAGAGAAGGGCAUUACCAUCCAAUCGGCAGCGACCUUCUGCGACUGGGUGAAGAAGGAGAAUGGAAAAGAGGAGAAAUACCACAUCAACUUGAUCGACACUCCCGGACAUAUUGAUUUCACGAUCGAAGUCGAGCGAGCUCUCCGAGUCCUUGAUGGUGCUGUGAUGAUCUUGUGCGCCGUUUCAGGCGUCCAGAGUCAGACCAUGACUGUUGAUCGGCAGAUGAGAAGAUACAACGUUCCCAGACUCAGCUUCAUCAACAAGAUGGACCGCAUGGGGGCGAAUCCUUUCAAAGCCGUCGAGCAGAUCAACAAGAAGCUCAAGAUCGCUGCAGCGGCCGUACAGGUCCCCAUUGGCGCCGAGGACGAAUUCCACGGGGUUGUCGACUUGGUCACGAUGAAGACCCUCUAUGCCGAAGGCGAGAACGGGGAGACCAUAGUUACCAAGGACGAAAUUCCGGCCGAGGUUCAAGAGCUUGCACAAGAACGAAGGGCAAUGCUCAUUGAAACCCUUGCCGAUGUCGAUGAAGAAAUGGCCAACCUCUUCCUGGACGAACAGGAGCCCACAGUCGAACAGUUGAAAGAUGCCAUUCGACGAGCCACCAUCUCCCUCAAGUUCACACCCGUCUUCAUGGGAUCUGCACUUGCCAACAAGUUCGUCCAGCCCAUGCUGGAUGGAGUCUGCGAUUAUCUGCCCAAUCCGUCCGAAGUCACCAACACUGCUUUGGAUCGUCGCCAGGGGGAAGCCCCUGUCAAACUCAUUCCGUACAACUCGCUACCGUUUGUGGGACUGGCUUUCAAGCUGGAAGAGUCGAACUUCGGACAGCUGACCUACAUCCGAGUGUAUCAAGGCAAGUUGAAGAAAGGAAUGAAUGUUUUCAAUGCUCGGACAGACAAGAGGGUCAAGAUCCCCAGAAUCGUGCGGAUGCACUCUAAUGAAAUGGAAGAAGUGUCCGAAAUUGGUGCCGGUGAGAUCUGCGCAGUCUUCGGCAUUGAUUGUGCAUCUGGAGACACCUUUACCGACGGCCAGCUCGGUUACAGCAUGAGCAGCAUGUUCGUCCCGGAGCCUGUCAUCUCUCUCAGCAUCAAGCCCAAGAAUAACAAAGACUUGCCGAACUUCUCCAAGGCAAUUGCACGAUUUCAGCGCGAAGAUCCAACAUUCAGAGUCCAUUUCGACACCGAGAGCGAGCAGACCAUCAUAUCAGGCAUGGGGGAGCUCCAUCUGGAAGUCUACGUGGAAAGAAUGCGACGAGAGUACAAGGUCGAUUGCGAGACUGGUCCACCACAAGUUGCCUACCGUGAGACCAUCACCAAGAAAGUCGACUUCAACCAUCUCCUCAAGAAACAAACCGGUGGUGCUGGUGAUUAUGCCCGUGUUGCAGGUUGGAUGGAACCGAAGGGCAAUCUGGAAGGCAACCACUUCGAAGAACAAGUUGUAGGCGGUGCCAUUUCGGAGAAAUUCUUGUUUGCUUGCGAAAAAGGAUUCCAUCUCUCCUGCGAAAAGGGCCCCUUGAUCGGGCACAAAGUCUUGGGGACUUCUAUGGUCAUCAACGAUGGUGCCACUCACAUGACGGAUUCUAGUGAAAUGGCCUUCAAGAAUGCCACACAACAAGCUUUCCGUCAAGCUUUCAUACAGGCAGACCCUAUCGUCCUAGAACCACUGAUGAAAACGGUGGUCACAGCACCGAACGAGUUCCAAGGCAAUGUCGUUGGUCUACUACAAAAACGCAACGCCGUGAUCAAUGAUACCGAGGUUGGUGUCGAUGACUUCACCGUCUGGGCCGAUGCCAGUCUUCAGGGUAUGUUUGGUUUCAGCGGCAACCUGCGGGCCGCUACCCAAGGUAAAGGCGAGUUUAGCAUGGAGUUCAGCCAUUACGAACGGGCACCACCACAGCUUCAGAAGGAACUGGUGUCGGCCUAUGUGAAAGCUCAGGCCGACAGAAAUAAGAAAUGA